Molecule: messenger RNA, 1375 nt
Organism: Daucus carota subsp. sativus
Lineage: Eukaryota; Viridiplantae; Streptophyta; Magnoliopsida; Apiales; Apiaceae
Product: phosphopantothenate--cysteine ligase 2
Exons: 10
Coding region: 185-1159 (324 amino acids)
Biological process (GO): coenzyme A biosynthetic process
Cellular component (GO): cytoplasm; nucleus
Molecular function (GO): phosphopantothenate--cysteine ligase activity
Source: RefSeq, a predicted model, not a curated record
AAGUGACAAGUAAAUAGGGACGGAGGUAGGAAUAAAUUAGAGCACCUCAAUGACAACAGCAUUUUCCCCCUACUUCGCUAUCUUGCCAGAACACUGCUGUUGCUUUCAAAUCGGCGCGUGACGGCGUCCCCUUCCUAAUCGGAACCCAACUAUUGUAGAUGUUUACCAGGCACUGACGAUUGACAUGGAAAACAAAGCGGCAACUUCGGAAGAAACAGCUUUUGAUGAGAUCAAGUCCUUCUUUGACUCAGCUCCUCCCCUUAAAGAUGGUGAUGGCAUUGUAAAAAAGCUGAAUGGGUUUCUCGAGAAAAAUUCUUUGCCAACAAGAAUCGGAAGUAAGAGGGUUGUCUGUGUCACAUCUGGUGGUACAACAGUUCCCUUGGAGCAACGUUGUGUUCGGUUUAUUGAUAACUUCAGUUCAGGCCAUAGAGGAUCAACAUCCACGGAAUAUUUUCUUAAGGCCGGAUAUUCCGUUAUUUUUCUUUAUCGGAGAGGAAGCUACCAACCCUAUUGCACGACUCUUCCAGAUGAUCCAUUGCUCGAGUGUUUUGAGAUAACCAAUGAAUCAGAUGUUCAAGUGCAUCCUUCACAUUCAGAUGCAGUAAAGAAGGCUAUUGGUGAGCACCAAGCGGCAGUCAAGGGGCAGAAUUUGUUGAAACUUCCUUACACCACCAUUUUCGAGUAUCUUCAGAUUUUACAGUUGAUUGCAACAUCAAUGAAGACUCUCGGUCCAUAUGCAAUGUACUAUCUUGCGGCUGCGGUAUCCGACUUUUAUGUUCCAUGGGAGAGUAUGGCAAUACAUAAAAUCCAGUCCGCAUCGGGCCCUCUGGAUAUGCGACUUGCUCAGGUGCCCAAGAUGCUUCUGGUUCUGCGGAAUGAUUGGGCUCCAAAGGCAUUCUUCAUAUCAUUCAAGUUGGAGACAGAUAUGGAUAUCCUUUUAAAGAAAGCUGGCAAUGCCCUUAGAAAGUAUAAAAUGCAUGCGGUUGUAGCGAAUGAGCUUUUAACACGCAAAGAGGAGGUUACUGUUGUUACCACUGAUGGAAACAUCUCAGUUCGUCGCGACAAGGCCAAGGGUGUAACCGAUGUGGAGAGGCCACUAAUUGAACUUCUUGUAGAGAAGCACUCAGCUCACAUUGAGGAUUCCAGAAAUCAACAAUAACAAUUUUGGCUGAGUUUCAAAAUUGUAAAUGCAGAAGUGUUUCUUGACAGGUAUCUGACGUGCAAGGUAGUGAUAAAUAUGAAUUUAUAUAAUUAAAUGUUUGAGCCCAGGCUGGUUUGAACUAUAUAUUUAUGGUUUAAACUUUGUCAGUUCAACUAUUGAAAAAUCCAAUAAGACAAGAUUCUUACUGUGAAAUGAUGGUAACAAGUUAUGAUA